AUGUCUAAGGAUCCUGCUGUGAGAUGGCGAAUUGUCGUUUCAAGGGACAGAUCAUUAUCCAAAGAUACUUUUGUUUACAGUAACAAAGCUACAAAAAUCUAUUGCAGACCAUCAUGCCCGUCGAGGUUGUCUCGAAGGUCAAAUGUCGACUUUUAUGAUACUCCGGAAGAGGCGGAAAGUGCUGGCUUUAGGGCCUGCAAAAGGUGUAAACCCCAGCUCAGCCAUAACACUUUGACAAACAGGACCGAGCUAGAAAGCGCCCCCGAGUAUUAUAAGGAUACCAACCGCGGAGUAAUUGAUUAUCCUCAACAUAAGCUGAUAGUGCGAAAGGCGUGCCAGUCAAUGGUGUUGAACGGUGGUCCAAAAAGAUUGAAGGAACUUGCUGCUGAUGCUGGUUUAACUGAAAGUCAUUUUCAUAGAGUUUUCAAGGGGAUAACCGGCGUUACCCCCCGAAGAUAUGGCUUAGGAGUAGCUUCAGUGAGGAAUGAAGAAGGAAAGGCUUUUUUGAAAUUUUUAGGAAGUCAGAACAUUGACAUCAAUAUGUCAGACAAUGUUCAGCCCGCCACUAAUGAUGAGAAGCACCUCAGUAUUACUAGCUUGGAGAGCGUAUCGACCAUAACUAGCACAUCCAGUUUACUUAGCGAAAUCAACAGUGCGGAUACUAUAAGCAGCUCAAAUAUUUUAACACCAUUCAAAACUUUUUUGCCCAACCUAGAAGAUAUCAAUUUUCCAGAACUCGAAAAUUUAAAUAGUCUGAGCUUUUCCUGGAAUUCUCCUUUUGAUAUAGAAGAUUUUGACUCGUCUAGCAAUUCUUUUCUUUCUUUAUGA
This is a messenger RNA of Sugiyamaella lignohabitans, 828 nucleotides long. RefSeq lists its product as uncharacterized. NCBI's taxonomy places the organism in Eukaryota, Fungi, Ascomycota, Dipodascomycetes, Dipodascales, Trichomonascaceae. The transcript has a single exon. Bases 1 to 828 code for a protein of 275 amino acids. The record is from RefSeq and is a predicted model, not a curated record. Gene Ontology annotation, biological process: DNA repair; regulation of DNA-templated transcription. Gene Ontology annotation, molecular function: DNA-binding transcription factor activity; sequence-specific DNA binding; methyltransferase activity.